Molecule: messenger RNA, 707 nt
Organism: Corylus avellana
Lineage: Eukaryota; Viridiplantae; Streptophyta; Magnoliopsida; Fagales; Betulaceae
Product: two-component response regulator 24-like
Biological process (GO): phosphorelay signal transduction system
Source: RefSeq, a predicted model, not a curated record
CCAGGCUACAUGUAGAUAUAAGCAUUGCAUAGCUAGCAUAGCAUAGCAUAAUAUCCUUCUAGAGGCUCCCAUUCUAAUCAAAAUACUGAAGCAAGGAAAAAUGGUGUUCGAAAAGGGAGCAUCUAGUUUAAAGAGUGUGAAAGCCAUUGAAACAGGAAAGGUUGCUGGAACUAACAAUUUGGCUACUGAAAGGAAGUUUUCCGUGCUUGUUGUGGACGAUGACGCUAUCAUUAGAAAAAUCCACAGCAAGCUCCUAAGCAAAUUUCCGGUGGAAAUUCAAGUGGCUGUAAAUGGAAAGGAAGCAGUUGAUCUUUAUCGCUCUGGGGCUUUCUUUGACCUUGUUCUUAUGGAUAUGGAAAUGCCCAUUAUGAAUGGAUUUGAGGCAACAAAGGAGCUACGAGCUUUAGGCCUCAAAAGCUUGAUCGUGGGAGUCACAGCACGUUCUUCAGACUCGGAAAAGAAAGCUUUUAUGGAAGCUGGUCUAAAUGACUGCCAUGCGAAACCAUUGACAAGUGAAAUGGUCAAAUCUCUCCUCCAGGAGCUCAACAAGAACAACUAAUAUGUGAUCCUUAAUCUUAAUUAAUAUCAUGAGAUUCGAAUAAUGUUGUUGCUACAAAUAAAAUGGACGCUUUUAUUUAUUUAGUACUUGUUGAAUAAUGUUGUUGCUACAAAUACCUCAACCGAGUCUGACCUUGAGGCCCACACUG